Solanum stenotomum is the source of this 1903-nucleotide messenger RNA. RefSeq lists its product as uncharacterized. The transcript has 9 exons. The record is from RefSeq and is a predicted model, not a curated record. Bases 1121 to 1651 code for a protein of 176 amino acids. Lineage: Eukaryota; Viridiplantae; Streptophyta; Magnoliopsida; Solanales; Solanaceae.
UAUAAUUAAUUAGGAAAUUAGGAAACUUAAUGGAAACUCUUCAGCUCCCAUCUUCUCUACCCAUCCACUUCAUCUCCUUUCUUCUCCCCUAAUUGUUUUCUUCCCAACCUCUUCUUCUCAAUUCUUCUCCCCUAAUUUUACUAUCUCAACUAUUCUUUAUUUUCGAAGAACACAAGUUGAUCCAUUCGAAGAGUUCGUUAUCUCUGAUGUAGAGCUACUACAAAUUCGAUUUCAAAGGUUUGGAGCUUUGCAUGUUAGCUCAAAAUCAUCAUCGAUGUCUUUACUAUCUCUCUUGCUAUGGUUUUUUUUUUUAGCAACAGAAUUGCAGUUGACUGAAGACAAAAAAAUGCUCGAGUGUGUUGCUCUUAGUCAGAUCCCUGAUUUUCAAAGUGGGUUCUCUAGCGAUUCAAGUUUUUUAGGAUUAUCAACCAGAAGUACAAGGCCUAGGGUUUUGGGUUUCAGCUAAAAGAGAAUUUCAGGAUAACCACCAUAUAUAUGAGAAAACAAACGGAAAAGAUUCAAUUACAAUCUGAAGCAAAGUUUCUGAAGCUGAACAAGACCAGAAUUCUGCAAAUUGAUGGCACCGGGUGGACGUGUUUUUAAGCAAACUACACUUACAGGGGAAACAAUUCAAGAUACUCAAUCACUAGAUGAAUCAAAUAACCAUACUCCUGCUGUGAAUACAAAUGAUUCCACUAGAAUCAGGAACAGUCGCGGCAAGACUAGAGGGAAAGGUCUUGAAAAAAUGAAGAAAGCUCAAGGAAGAAAGAUGAAAAUAGAGAUCCCAAUUGGUAAAGGAAGGCCAACUAAACCAGAUCAAUCGGCAAAACUAUCCAAUGAGCUAGGGAUAAUUGCUCGGAAUUUUCUUUUACUUCCAAACAAGUGGAAAGAACUCACAAGAGAGGACAAAGAUGCAGCACUAAUUAGAUGCCAUGAGAGGUUUGAGGUUAAUUUAGAUGAGCAUUACGUGAAAGAUAAUUGUGAGGAUAUUCUAAAAAACAGAAGCCAACAAUGGCGCUACAAGUUAAAAUAACUAUUUGAAAAUGCACGCUCUGAGGAAGAAGCUCGUACAAUUGAAGUGCCAGAGUUGACCCCAGAAAAUUGGAAUAGGCUUUGUGACAUGUGGAUCAACCCAGAGCAUAAGAGUAAAACUAACCCUGAAGGAGUAGAGCCUGACAGAAUUGAGUUCUAUAAGCAUACUCAUUACAUGAGUGAGAAAGGAUGGUCAUCUUUAGAGGCUGAGACUCACUAUAACAACAUGACAGAUUUGAAAGAUCUAUAUACAUCGGGAGUAUCUUCCAUGACUAUUGAUGAAAUUGUGGAUACUAUACUUGGUACAAAGUCGGGGUACAUAAAAGGACUUGGUUAUGGCCCAAAACCUAAUACUACAAGAUCUACACAAAGGAGAACGGCGGAGUUAGAAGACUCCCUCAAAAAGGCAAAACAGGAAGCUGUUAGUGCCCAGCUUGAAUUACAGAAUCGGUUAAAUGCAACUGAAACUGUGGUAGAUAAUCAGGAAUCUCAAAUACAAGACCAGCAAUCUCAAAUACAAUCAUUAAAUUCUCAAUUGAAUACUAUAGUGGCACGCCAAGAGGAAAUGCUUAGAAAGAUGCAACUUCUUUCUCGCUCAUCGCCACCAAGCAAAGAUUGAGAUCCAUCAAAAUGUCAACUUAAGGUUUAAAAGAUGAGAAUUAAAUCAAGACUAAUGCAAACUAAGUAUCACCACAUUAUUGGUACUUUGGAAGAAACUUCUACUUUUCAGUCUCAGUUUAGGAGUCAUAUUUCUUCUAUUUCAGUUAGAUUUGCUUGCUAUUGGACUUAUUUUAUUUUAAUUUAAGGAGCUUGUAAUGACAUAUUACCUUCAUAUAUUUUACUCGUUUUCAAUUGUAUGAUCAUGGGUGGA